AUGGACAACAAUUUGCGCGAAGAAAUUAUGAGACGCAAAAAAUGCGCGUGGACGGCAAUGGGACGCAUAAGAGAGGCGGCCCAGCUCAUUUCGGAUAGGAAAAUACGAGCUGCUCUGUUCGACUCUACAGUACUGCCUGCACUUUGUUACGCAUCCGAGACGUGGGCAGAGAACAAGGCGUCCACGCUGAUGUUGACACGUGCCCAACGAGCAUUGGAACGGACCCUGCUGAAUAUCAACCGCCGUGAGCAGAGAUGUCGCAAUCUGCGCAGUACAGACAUGCGCUCAAUGUCGGGCAUCCUUGAUGCCGUAGUAUACGCGUGGAAUGCAAAGAAGAGAUGGGCCGGACAUGUGACCAACACUGGGUCCAAACCGCUCAAGAUCGCAAACAAUGGAGGGAAGCGUGUGCUCGUCGCUGAAGAGAACCGGCUGAAGAACGAGCGUCCAAGUAUCCAAGCUACACGACGAAUUCUUCGGCACGAUGGACGAAGAUGGAGGCAAAAAGCAGAAACGGAGAAGACGCAACAUCAAGAUUGA
This is a messenger RNA of Cooperia oncophora, 537 nucleotides long. The record is from the annotation of a GenBank genome assembly. NCBI's taxonomy places the organism in Eukaryota, Metazoa, Nematoda, Chromadorea, Rhabditida, Trichostrongylidae.